UUGAUUUUGUUACUUUGGUUGAUUAACUUAAUUGUCUUUGUUUGAUUUUGUUUUUCUCUCAACUGGCAAUUUAAUUCAUUUAUUCAUCAAUGAGGAAAUGAUUUCUCCAUUAAUUAGUAGUAAUUUCUAUCCAAAAGUGUCUAGAAUUUUGUUACAAUCGUUAAGAUUUUGUAAGAAAAGAGUUGCCAGUGAUUCGGAAAAAUGGAUUCGUUUGGCUGCUUUUUAUCGUGAUAAAGAAGAUAAAUUAAAUUGUCAUUCUGAUUCUGAUUCAAUUAAAGGUUAUGAAAGUGGACGAUUAUCUACCUUUGAAGAUGAUGAAGGUAACCCUGUCUAUCCAACUGGAUCCUUAUCAUAUGCAAAAGCAUUAAAACCUCAUAAGAAUCGAUCAUAUCAUUUAAAGAGUCAUACCUUUCUUGAUAUUAAAAGUGUCAAUUUUGUUGGUGGUAAUGGCGGAGAUGGUGAGAUAUCAUUUCUACAUCUUUGGUGUAACGACAUGGCAGGACCCGAUGGUGGAGAUGGAGGAAAUGGCGGCCAUGUUAUAUUAAGAGCUGAUAGAAGAAUCAAAUCUUUAUCACAUUUAAUUUCAGUUUAUCGAGGAAAUCAUGGGGAAAGAGGAAUGAAUAAAGAUAUGACAGGAGCCUGUGGAAAACAUGUUCUCGUUGAGGUUCCUAUCAAUACACAGGUUAAAGAGCAAAGUGGGAAAAUGUUAAUCGAAUUGAUUAAAGAUGGUGAAAUGUUUAUCGCUGCUCGUGGAGGUGCCGGUGGAAAAGGGAAUCAUUUCUAUCUAACAAAUGAAAAUCGUCAUCCCAGGGUAGCUGAAUAUGGUGGUAAAGGAGAGACGCGACAAUUAAUUCUUGAGAUGAGGUGUUUUGCCCAUGCAGGUUUAAUUGGAUUUCCAAAUGUUGGUAAAUCAACUUUACUUCGGGCAAUUUCAAGAGCCACACCAAAGGUUGCUGAUUAUCCGUUUACAACUUUAGUCCCUCACAUUGGUGUUAUUGAUUAUUCGGAUUAUGAGCAAAUUGCAGUCGCUGAUUUACCUGGAUUAGUUGAAGGGGCUCAUCAAGAUAAAGGUCUUGGUCUUGAUUUCCUUAAACAUGUUGAAAAAUGUGUCUGCUUAUUUUACGUAAUCGAUGUUAGUUUAUCCGAACCAUGGAAACAAUUAGAAGCUUUAAGAUAUGAAUUAGAACAAUUUAGACCUGGAUUAUCUAAAAGACCCAAUUGUAUAAUUGCAUCUAAAUACGAUUCAGAUGAAUGGCAAGAAAAUCUAAAUUCAUUAAGAAAUUAUAUCUCAAAGGAAACUAAACAAGGUGAAUUACCAUUACCAGUGAUUCCGUUAUCGGGAAAAUAUGGUUACAAUUUAACGGAAUUUCUUAGACAUUUACGAGCCUUAUAUGAUUUAUACAAUAAGCCUGAAACAGAUGAAGAGGGUUUUAAUUGGUAAUCAGUCAAGACAAUUAAUCUUAACAAUUUGUAAAAAAAAACUUUCAUCUUCUUGUAACAAUUGUAAAAAUCAAAGUCAAACAAACUCAUUAAAUGAAAUCUCUUCGAGUAAUUUAACAUAGAA
Panonychus citri (citrus red mite) is the source of this 1564-nucleotide messenger RNA. Its product is annotated as mitochondrial ribosome-associated GTPase 2-like. Gene Ontology annotation, cellular component: mitochondrion. Gene Ontology annotation, molecular function: GTPase activity; GTP binding; magnesium ion binding. The record is from RefSeq and is a predicted model, not a curated record. Bases 98 to 1441 code for a protein of 447 amino acids. The transcript has 2 exons. NCBI's taxonomy places the organism in Eukaryota, Metazoa, Arthropoda, Arachnida, Trombidiformes, Tetranychidae.